Molecule: messenger RNA, 1407 nt
Organism: Babesia microti strain RI
Lineage: Eukaryota; Apicomplexa; Aconoidasida; Piroplasmida; Babesiidae
Exons: 2
Coding region: 1-1407 (468 amino acids)
Source: RefSeq, a predicted model, not a curated record
AUGGAUAAUUUUUCAAUAAAGAACAUAGUUGAUAAGGAAUAUAUAUCAGAGUUAAAUAGGAUCUACUUCUCACACGACACACACGAAUGUGCAAGGAUUCCAUGCAAAAACGUUAUUAUUGCUUAUAUUACUGGUAGUUUUGUUCACUAUCCAAGAGAUGCCUUACAACAUCUACUUGAAUUUCAUUUAGGCUGGUGUGUUAAACGUACUUUGCACGGCUGCAACGUAUGUAUCGUUGGAUCCACAAUACGCCCUGAAAUUUGUAACAGAAUAAUGGCUUAUAAUAUCAAAAUUUAUACCGAAUUACAGACUCUGUCACUACUAUCCACCUCCUGUAAAUUUGUCGCUGGUGGUAAAUUCCUAAAAUACAUAAAUCAUAAUACUAAAUCUUCAAGUCCCUUGCAAACUGAUUCAUUUGUAACACAAAAGCCUGUAUAUUGCAAACUAUGGCAUAAAAUAUUCACUCCAAUUAACUUAUGUGACAUAGCGGGACAUCAAGACGAAUUAAUAGAGUUUUACAAAUUUGUAAAGCGAAAAGAGUUGCAUGAACCUGUGCUAAUCAUUUACCCUUCAGGCACUGGCGUAUACAGGGCCAUAGAACUCUGUUUACUAGCACUGAAUUAUGAAUUGGUAUUUAUGGAUACUCUAAAAUCUAAAUCUGGAUUCAAGAAACGUCGAAACUCCAAAUUUAUCCAAAUACCAGCUUAUAAACUGGAAAGGUUAACAACCACUCAAUUACAAAUAUUAUCUAAGUUACAUGAGUUUUCUGUUAUAUUUAUAAAAAGCAAAUAUGAAUCAUUGACAGUUAGAGAUUCUGGGAUUGACACUGUAACCGUCGAAAUACAACUGCCAAUGGGAAUUGACAAAGUACGUUGCAAAAAGUUCAUCUUUUACCCUCCGCCAGACCAGGCACUCAUAUACCGUAUACAGGACAUAUUAGCACAAUUAAAUCAUUAUAUUUGCACUGAAGAUAUACGGCUGCUGCUUGAAUACUGCAAAAGUGAAGGGGUUAGUGACAUAGAAUCAGCACUAUCUCGGUUAAUGUUUAUAUUGGCAGGUCCACCAAAAUCAAACGAAAAUAAUUAUAAAGGUGGUACUAAUUGGUAUAUCAAUAACCAUUUGGGCAACGCAAUACUCUCAAGCGACGAAGAAUUUGAGGCUCCGUUGUCAAUAGAUUCAAUAAAUGACAAAUUUGAAAUUAUAUGGGACAAGUUGUACAAUAGUGAACACAACAUCAUAGAUAUUAGUAAUAGAUUGACCAAAAUUAUGUGGUUUUACAGCGUCUUUACACAAACUGUGGCCUGUGGGCAAGAUGUACCCGUGGAUCACCUUAAGGUGAUAUUGGAUUGCACUACAACCGCAACACGUAACAGCACAACCCAUCAAACCUAUAAUUUUUUUCUAUAA